AUCCUCCCUAUGAUCGAUUCCAAAUCUGGAACGACAUUUAGCCUCUCUCAAGUGACCUUUAUCGCCGUUGUUUCUGUCAUGCAUCAAUAUCAUAUCAGUAUCGAUGAUGCGUCUUCCUAGGGUUUCGAACGCCGGAAUACGGUCAGCAGCUAUUAUCUCACGGGAAGACGUCUACCUUGAUCAAAUCCCAAUACAUGCAAGGCCGACAUAUGUUGACAUUCUCAUCGAAGAUGCGUUGCUCAUGAUAUCCGCUUCAUCUCUGGACAUUGGCUUAUACUUCUGUCUGGUGCGCACCAAACGUGCGGCGUUCCUCUUCCUCGCUGGUUCUCGACGCCAAGUGAUUGCGUCGAUCACCUACCCGAGUGCGAGAAGACUCCUGUUAGUAUGCUGCCGCCAACCUCACACUGAAACUGCUAUUCUGCCAAAUCCCACGACCACGCUACUCGGCGCUCGCUGCCUCCCCCAAUCUUUUCCCGGAUCUAUUCACUAGGCACAGACAAAACAGAAUGGCCCAUUCCCGAGCGCGAUUUGUGAACCGACGUAGUCCUGUGCACCAAACCCCUUACGUACGCGCCCACAUCGUCUUCGCAAACCUCACAACUCGACGAACCUAUAUCCCCCGGAACGAUGACCAAACCUGAGCAGCCUACUGAGCAUGAACCCACCUGGGGCCGCCUGAUUCGGCUUAUUAUAGAGUCGAUCUCAUACUUUCUAUUGACGAGUCCUUAUGAACGUUAUUAGGUGCAGCACCACACAGCAAGCGGUCUCGGCUGUCGUGUUGGGCCU
Molecule: messenger RNA, 786 nt
Organism: Dacryopinax primogenitus
Lineage: Eukaryota; Fungi; Basidiomycota; Dacrymycetes; Dacrymycetales; Dacrymycetaceae
Exons: 6
Coding region: 104-490 (128 amino acids)
Source: RefSeq, a predicted model, not a curated record